CGGUUUAGCACCACAGAGUGCCGUUGUCAUAGAAAUCUCAACAAAACAGGCCAGGAGCUCGUCAAUUAGCCCUCCUUAAAAAAAAGCAGAUCUCGGCAUGAUUUAUGGAGGUGACUGGUAACAGCGAUAGAAAAGUCACUGGUGUGUAGAUUUCAUGGCUCGGAGCAGCAUAUGUUUCGCAGAAUGUCCCAAGAAAACAGGACUACCAAGAGAAGUAGUCAAGUGGCUGCAAACUCUGGACUUGGCAUUUUAUCCCAAAAAUGUGCGCAGAGAUUUUUCCAGCGGCUACCUUGUGGCACAGAUAUUUUCUCAUUAUUACCCCCGAGACUUUUCAUUGCACUCAUACGACAGAGGAACAUCGCUUUCUGCCAAACAGUGGAACUGGAGCCAGAUAGAGCGGUCUUUAGAGAAGCGGAAUCUGUACUUGAAGAAGGAGGCCAUUGAUGGAACAAUCCAUUGUAAACCAGGAGCAGCUGAGCUGUUGGUGCUGGAAGUUUACACUAUUUUAACUAAAGGGAGAGUCAGUGAUGUAGAGGGCCCAGAGCCAGACUUCACCGAUGAAGAAUACCAGAACCUACUUCCCAGCCUGGCUCGCUCCACAGCUUCAAAAGCCAUCAAGAACAACCUGACAGCAACAGAAAUCCAGGCUGUGCCUGAUAUAAGCACAAACCAGAGGAAGGCAGAAAACAUCCUCUGCAGGCACCUCGAGCACAAAGCUGCAGAGAGAAUUCUCAACCCUGGACGUUUUAAAGUGAAGCCUAAGCGAAGUCACCCAGCUCCCCACAAUCUUGUUCCACAAAGCCAGAUGGAUAAGUGCUCUGACACCUGUUCACCUGAAGGCAAUACCUUAAAGCUGUGGUCUUCACCAGCAUGGAGCAGAGCUUCUGUUUCCUUUAAGGAAAUAAAGGUCCGUCAGCCAGCCAAACAUUCAUUGGUUAAUUAUUAAAGAUACCGACUGAA
Messenger RNA from Haplochromis burtoni (Burton's mouthbrooder), 960 nucleotides. It is a transcript of the gene spata4, whose product is annotated as spermatogenesis associated 4. The record is from RefSeq and is a predicted model, not a curated record. Gene Ontology annotation, molecular function: microtubule binding. Gene Ontology annotation, biological process: regulation of cytoskeleton organization. The transcript is spliced from 6 exons. Gene Ontology annotation, cellular component: axoneme. Bases 155 to 946 code for a protein of 263 amino acids. NCBI's taxonomy places the organism in Eukaryota, Metazoa, Chordata, Actinopteri, Cichliformes, Cichlidae.